Molecule: messenger RNA, 1727 nt
Organism: Solanum tuberosum (potato)
Lineage: Eukaryota; Viridiplantae; Streptophyta; Magnoliopsida; Solanales; Solanaceae
Product: vesicle-associated protein 1-2-like
Exons: 8
Coding region: 100-675 (191 amino acids)
Biological process (GO): endoplasmic reticulum membrane organization
Cellular component (GO): endoplasmic reticulum membrane; plasma membrane
Source: RefSeq, a predicted model, not a curated record
GUCAAAAUAAGAUUCUAUUUUGCAUUGGGAAAAGCAAACUUAUGAAAUUCAUGUUCAAAUUCGUCUCUUGAGAUUUCAGAAAUUUCUUUGAUUUUGAAGAUGACAACUGAACAACUACUUCUAAGUAUCGAUCCUUUGGAUCUCAAAUUUACGCUUGAACUCAACAAGUCAAUUUCCACCUCUUUUCAACUCAUCAAUAAGACUGAUAAUCAUGUUGCUUUCAAGGUAAAGACGACCAAUCCCAGGAAGUAUACUGUUAGGCCGAACAGUGGAAUUGUUCUCCCACGAUCAAGGUCCAAUGUUACAGUUACGAUGCAACCUCAAAUGGAGUUACCUCCAGAUAUGCAAUGCAAAGACAAGUUUCUUGUACAGAGUGUGAUUGUGGACCCUGGGUCUACACCAAAAGAUAUUAACCCAGACAUGUUCAACAAGCCCGGGGGAAAUGAUGUUGAGGAAUGCAAACUAAAAGUUAUUUAUGUCUCACCACCACGAAAACCAUCACCAGUCCCUGAAGAUUCUGAGGAAGGAACUUCACCAACAGCUUCUGACACUGAUUUACAAGAACACAGUGAGCCUCAGGACAACUCUGUUAAGGCCAGAGAUCUCAUUUUGAGGUUGAUGGAAGAGAGAGAUUCCAUUCUUCGACAAAAUGCCAAGCUCAACCGAGACCUGUGAGUCAGCUGAGGUGCUUGUAGCAUCACCGUCAAUAACCUGCAUUCAUCCAUAAUAGUAGAGUAAGUGUCAUUAUUUUUAAGGAGUAGAUUAAUUACCUCUAAGGAGUCAGUGUUGAUCUUUCGUGGCAUGUAGUUAUUUUUCACAGUGAUCCUCAAUCUGUAGAGCAAGGCACAAAGUUCAGUCAUGUUGUUAGUAGCUUUUGGAACAACCUUUCAUGAAUCCAAGAACCCAGUAUCUGCUGCUAUCGAUAAAAUCCCUCCCAUACCUCCAACUUCUAGAUUACCUAAUGAAGAACCGUCCAUGUUAAGCUUAUAGUGGUUCCUUCUACCUUUUUCCCAACUAACCGCAAUGGGCAUAUCACUAGUCUGGCUAUUUGUUCACAAAUGGAAUUCCAUAGCCCUUGGGCUGACAUUUUUAUAAGGGAAAAUGAUUUUUAUUAUUUAUGAAAACUAUUGUGGGACUACACUGGGUUUGUUGUUGUUGUGGUAUUGUCAUUUCCAGUGAGCCAAAUGUUCCAAAGACAAAAAGGUAACAGGUCUUUCCAGGUUAUGAACCCAUUAACAGUCCUGCUGCUAUUAAUGAUAUUCCAAGUGAACCCGAGAGGCCUGGUCUUUGAAGCAAUGAUCAUGGGAGGCGUAUAUGUUAAUGCUACUAGCAUCCGUAUCAUUCCAGAAGGAGACUGUGUUAGUGCAGCAGUCAAAGAAAAUGUGUCUUCCCUGUGUUUCUGCAUUACUGGUCAAUGGUUUUUAAGUAAAUUGAUGUUUCCUUUUUCUGUCUACUAGUUCACAAGUUCCAGAUAAUUUUAUGUGCAUGGUAGCUUGAAGGUCAUUAAUCCCCAGUUAUAGCAGUAAACAGGUCCGUUAGCGUACAAGCAUUAACCAAAUGAUCUAAGUUAGUCUUGAAAGGCGAGUUUUAGAGAGAAGGUGGUAACUGUUAGAGACUAGAACUUGUAUUUAGAAUGUGGACCAAGUUGAUUUUAAGAAACUUUAUUGUGCAAUCAGCAGAAAAUACUCCCUCUGUUCCUUUUUAUAUGUCAUCCCUUUCUAUAAAUA